This is a messenger RNA of Pneumocystis jirovecii RU7, 624 nucleotides long. RefSeq lists its product as uncharacterized. The coding region runs from base 1 to 624 and encodes 207 amino acids. Gene Ontology annotation, cellular component: catalytic step 2 spliceosome; precatalytic spliceosome; Prp19 complex. Gene Ontology annotation, biological process: mRNA processing. NCBI's taxonomy places the organism in Eukaryota, Fungi, Ascomycota, Pneumocystomycetes, Pneumocystales, Pneumocystaceae. The transcript is spliced from 2 exons. The record is from RefSeq and is a predicted model, not a curated record.
AUGAUAAAAUUAUCUUUUCAUGAUUCUUUACCAUGUAAGAAAUUUACAAAUCAUGAUGGAAAUUUAUCUAAAAAAGAAAAAACCAAAGUAGAUAUGCUUAUUGCUAAAGAAAUUCCAAAUGAUCAACCUCUUCAUCCAUUAGUUCACAAAUAUACGGAAUGGAAUCCUUCAUCUGAAUUGAUUAAGUUAGAGUUAGAACGUAUAAAAAAUGGCCGUAAACUUGAUGCUAUUGAUUUAUCACGUUAUACAUCAUUUAAAGAACCUACAACAUCAAACAAAGAAUCGUGGAUUCAUGCAAUAAAUAGAAGCUUAAUUUCAUUUGAAUUUUUAAAAGGAAGAAUUGAAAAUCUUCAUCUUUUACAUGAAUUUGGAAAAAAAUCUUGGUUAUUAUAUCUUGAACAACUUGAACAUUAUUUGCGACAAUUAGAAACAUAUCUUUUGACUUUGCAAGAUGAAAUAUCUAUAUUAAACAAAGAAAGAAAAAGAUUUCAAACAGAAGGUAUAGGUCUUGAAUUGCAGAGAUUAGAAAAUGAAUUUUAUCAUUUUAUUAGACGUAUAUUUGAUGUGGAAGUUGCAAAUCUUCUUUUAGAAAAAGAAAUUCAAAAUCACCAAAAUAAAUUAUAG